This is a messenger RNA of Anastrepha obliqua, 2766 nucleotides long. RefSeq lists its product as uncharacterized. The transcript has 2 exons. Gene Ontology annotation, biological process: DNA integration. Gene Ontology annotation, molecular function: nucleic acid binding. NCBI's taxonomy places the organism in Eukaryota, Metazoa, Arthropoda, Insecta, Diptera, Tephritidae. The record is from RefSeq and is a predicted model, not a curated record. Bases 1 to 2766 code for a protein of 921 amino acids.
AUGUAUCGUCAAAUCUGCGUAUCCUUAAAACACGCCGAUUUGCAACGCAUCGUAUGGCGUAGCCACCCAUCCCUGCCUAUCCAAGAUUUUCGCAUGGUUCGCGUAACGUACGGAGUGGCAGCUGCAUCUCAUCUAGCUGUCCGAUCACUUCAACAGACGGCAAGAGAUUCGUCGAAUGAUUGUGCUAGGGCUGUUAGUGUUAUUUCCAAGGAUUUUUACAUGGAUGAUCUACUUACUGGUGCAUCUAGUAAAGAAGAACUUCGAUUGUUGCAGCAAAAUAUUUCCGAAAUAUUGAGGGAAGGGGGGUUUGAACUUCGUAAGUGGGCAUCGAACUGCGCUGAGCUAAUCGCAAGCAUUUCUAAUGCAUCUACGAACAUAUCACAUUAUAUUGUCGACGAUAAGGAUGUACACGCUUUAGGUCUUAUCUGGAACACAGAAGGAGACUAUCUCACGUUUGCUAUUAACUUGAGGGAACCGCCAGUUAAGUUGACCAAGCGCAUGUUUCUAUCAGAUGCAAGUACGCUCUUCGAUCCUCUGGGCCUGCUUGCUCCCGCUACUAUAAACUCAAAAAUUUGGUUUCAAGACAUAUGGCGCACUAAGGUAGGUUGGGAUGAUAUCAUUCCUGAGUCUAUCGCAACGAAGUGGUUGGAGCAUCGCAUAGAACUCAAGAAACUGGCACAUUUGAAGGUGAAACGUUGGUUUGGUACUGAAGUAGCUGGGUCAUUUACGCGAUUGCACGUAUUCGCAGACGCGUCCGAGCGGGCUUACGCCGCCGUUUUGUAUGCACGAACAACACAAAGCGACGGUAGCAUUAUUGUGUCAUUAAUUUCGUCGAAAACCAAGGUAGCUCCGCUUAAGCCGACAACGUUGCCACGUCUUGAAUUAUGCGCCGCUCAUCUUGCUGCUAAACUAGUGCGAAGCGUGCUGCACUGCUGGUCUGAUCUCCGUUAUCCGCUUUUCGCUUGGACUGACUCUACUAUAACAUUGGCAUGGUUACAAGCUCACCCCAGCAGAUGGGUGACAUUUAUAGCCAACCGCGUCGCUGAUAUUCAAGAAGUUUUGCCUCCCGAAUGUUGGAACCACGUUCGUUCUGAACAGAAUCCUGCAGAUUGUGCUUCAAGAGGUAUAACUCCCUCCGAAUUAUUACGUCAUCAAUUGUGGUGGGCUGGUCCUAUUUUCCUGAAAAGCACUGAACAAUUGUGGAAGCAGAAAAAAUCUAAAGAGCACACUACAGAGCUGGGCAUACGAAAGAGUAUUCGUGCCCAUGUGAUUAAUUCUACAGAUCAUUGGUCCGUGAUGACAAAAUACUCAUCGUAUUCUAAGCUGCGUCGAGUUAUUUCCUAUGUUUUACGUUUUUUGACUAACAUUCGGGCUAACAGACGGCUUAAUGUUAUAAAGCGUUUUGGUACACCGAGUUGCCAAGAGUUAUUUGAAGCUGAACUUCGCCUAAUAAGCGCUAAAAGACCAAUCCCACUUCGCAGUAGUCUUUUGCGUCUGCAGCCCUUUCUGGAUGGGACUUGUGUUCUACGUGUUGGAGGAAGAAUAAAAAACGAUGAAAUCGCUCCAGAUGUUAGGCAUCCCAUUAUCUUGCCUAAGAAUUGUCCGCUUGCUAAGUUAAUAAUCUGCGAAAUACACAAGGUCACUUUGCACGCUGGGCCCCGCAUUAUGCAAACUGUCUUACAACGUCGUUAUUGGGUUAUCGGCGCUCGUAGCUUGAUCCGUAAUAUAUACCAUAAGUGCGUGAAAUGCACUUAUUUGAACCGCAAUCUUACUACACAAGUCAUGGGUGAUCUACCUGUCAUUCGUACAACCUACGCCCGUUGUUUUACUCACACUGCUGUUGACUUCGCUGGACCUUACCUCUACAAAUUCACCCAAGGAAGAGGAGCUAAGGCUACCAAAGGCUACAUUUGUUCGUUCAUUUGUAUGUGCACUGGUGCGAUGCAUCUCGAAUUUGUUGGUGACCUGUCAACACCAGCUUUCCUAAAUGCGUUUAAAAGGUUCACCAAUCGUCGAGGAUUUUGUAAGGUCAUGGCAUCAGAUAACGGUACAAAUUUCGUUGGAGCCGAGAAGGAGUUGCGCAUUGCAUUUCAACAGUGCAUGGCUGAUAUUAAACUUCGCUCUUUCUUUGCGGACUCGAAUAUCGAAUGGCGAUUUAAUCCACCGGCUGCACCCCAUAUGGGAGGUUACUGGGAGACCGGAGUCAAACGUGUUAAGUAUCAUUUAAAACGCGUAUUAGGAGAAGUUCCACUAUCAUACGAAGAGUUCAACACACUUUUGACUGAAAUAGAAGCUUGCGUAAACUCUCGCCCACUCUGUGACAACUCUGAAGCUGCUGGUGACUUAGAAGUUUUAACUCCCGGACAUUUCAUAGUCGGUGAACCGCUGAAGUCAAUACCGGAACCUGAGGGUCAAGGGUUUCGUGGAAAUCUUCGACAGCGAUGGCAAGCAAUUUCUGCCAUGAGACAACAUUUCUGGCGUCGUUGGAGAGACGAGUACCUCGUGAGCUUACAACGUCGCACUAAAUGGUUUCGUUCUUCACGCAACAUUGAAGAAGGGGAUGUGGUUGCUGUAUUCAACGAGCCUAAUCCUCCGACGAAGUGGACGAUUGCACGAGUGAUCAAAUGCCAUCAUGGCACCGAUGGACGCGUAAGAGUAGUUACGUUGAAAACACCGCAUGGCGAAUUGGUUCGCCCUAUAGUCAAACUUUGCCUUUUGCCAACGAGAGGAGAUUUAUUUCAUGAAGAAACUAAUAACUUAUCGUAA